AAUAUAGGAAUUUACAUUUAUAUGUGGAUUUUCCCGUCACGUUCCCGGUUAUGUUUCAUUGGAUUUCAUUUAUAAUGUAAUAUUUGUAAUGAAAUGAAUUGUGAUCAUUCAUCAUUAUGAUGUAUUACAAGCGCGAGAUGCAAAAGCGCCUCAAAGUGCAUCGUCUAAAUACUUCUAAAUAAUAUCAAUGCCAAAUAAACUGUUAAAAAUUUGCAAAUUUUGAUAAACGAAUGUGCGAAUGCAAAAAAAAUCAUUGUAAGGGUAAAUUUCACCAGCUGUAUAUUCAACGCAAACCUUCUUAUUGACUACUAAGAGAAGAUAUGACGACCUGACAGUAGAAAGAUAGAGCAGCCCUAACAGGUGGGUUUGUGGCGAAGCACAAAAACGUUCCAAUUCACCUAUCAUGACACGGGGUGUGGUUUCCUUGUUUUUUUAUGUUUUGUGUUGUAUCUGAUAAUAAUAGAUUUUUCACCCCAAAAAGCAAUGAGCAGUGCGUCGCAACCAAAUGCAAUCCUUACUACCGGCAGGUGCGGUACACAGGUCGACACAACAGAGAGUCCUCUACUGACACAAGACAGAGGACAUAGACAAAAACAAAACGCGUUAAUUGGGACUUCUACAGGCGCGUUUAUAUUUGCGAAGAAACGCGUUCAGUGAUUUUUCUUCUCAUGUGUGCUGAGGCUCAAGCACCGCAAAAGUAAUGCUGACUUUUCGGGUGCAAAAAAAACGCAACACAUUCCACCAAUAAUCGCCGAAACAUUGUGGCGCAUAAGCUUUUAACGCAUGUUAGUGUUUCGUUCAAUGUAUCACCGGUAAAGUAUUUGUUGGCAUCAGUUGGAUGACGGGUUUUUGAGCUAAAAGGUCGCAUGAUACUAUUGCGGCUUUCCAUUUUUCUUAGCGUCGAAUGCAUGGAUGAAUCACCUGGCCAGUGUAAAAAGGCAGGGGGCCGUUCUUUACACGAAACCAACAAAUCGGGAAUUCCACGAAAUCAUUACUACAUUAAAUAAAAAUUCAAUUUCCGUAAUGUACUUUUGUAUGCAAUUAUAUUUAGGAAGCGAAGAGAAUACCAAACAAAUAAACAUACCACCGUGGGUCAAUAAUCGCAAAUACUGUUCUGUUUUCCGCCCCUCAUCUUAACAUGCAACCCACCUCUUUUUGCUAUGUUUUGAGGGCCUUAUUUUUCAACUCAUAAACAUAAUGAUAGCAAUUUUUAACUUUUAUCAUUACAUCAGUCUUCCCCGGGUGACCAUACCGAAUGCAUAAUUAUUUGCUUUUCCUUUUGCUAUUUAGAAAGAUCGAAAGAUAUAUGAAAAUGUUCCUGUCAGGGAGCAAUAAAAAGUAAACAAUGUACAGACAUAGAGAAAGAAAGCAAAUAAGUUCCAAAAUUAAAAAGGCUACAAUUAUUGCCGCUGCUACUAUGUACAGCGCGUGCAAACAUUCCGCUCUUCGAAACACAACUGUUCUGGUGCUGGUGAAAUGAAAACAACAACCGAAUCAUAUCUACCACGAAACUCCCGUACGACAAGGACGCCAAGUUCACAUGGUAUGCAAUUUUGCACAAUUAUCUAACACCAACGACCAACCAGCUACCUACCAACCAACCUGCUGCUUGCAAAGUCCAUUAACGGGGGUUGAUCGUUUUCUCGCAUUCAAGGGAACGACCUACAGUCACGUCACCAAUGAGACCGGCCCGGGCACUGGCUGGGUGGCAAAUGGUAGACAGGUGAUGACCCGGUCGAUAUCAAGGGAAUCGUGGUCACUGGGAUGGUUUUGCAACGAUGCAUCGUUACAAUAUAUAGCCCAAAGCGGAAAUAGAUUCGCACCGUACAAGUAAUGGAAAUGACAGCAUGAUCGAUUUGAGAUUGUUCGGGAAUUGGGCGAAAUAUUUCAUACAUCUCCCCCUAGAGGUCAACGCGUAACCUACACCUUCGGAUGGAAAUAUCAGGUUUCCGAUCGACGACAUAAAAGAUCAUGUUUGUUUGGAGAAGUUGGUGGGAGUUUGGACCAAAACGCAUGAUCCAUUUAAAUAGCGACAGUUUGGGAGUUUUGGGAUACACAAGACAUUGGAUUCUCCUAUUGAAUGCAUUGCAAUCAAUAGCAGAGCAAAUAGGGAAGAUUGCUAUUCUUACCAAAAACCAUCCAUCACCAGUAUGAAGAUCACAUUUAGUCUCGUGAUUUCCGUGGCAUUGGUGGCCUCACUCUGUACGGCGAGCCCACUUUUGGUCACAAAGCAUGUGGUGAAAAAACUAGUCGCAAAGCAUCAGCAACCCAAAACAGUCACUCAUGCCGUCGUCUACACUCCGGUCGUGGCACCGCAUCCCGUUGUUGCCGCUACUCCAUCCCUUCAUGCAAAGCUUGCUAGCACUGUCGGUGCUCUUCUUAAGACUCCUUUGCUGCAACAUCCGUGGCUUGCUAAAUUUACGCCAGGCGGAGUCGUAGAGGUGUACCGCAAAUUUGCUCCUUCUGCUGCUCCUUACCCAGCAGCUGUGGCUCCUCCGGUAGCCGUGCUGGAUCUACCGCACGAAGUAGAAGAACAUCAUACGGUGACUACCGUAGUAGCUCCACCAGCUCCAGUACCUGUCCCAGCACCGGCCCCCGUUGUUGUUCCUGCCCCGGUAUAUGGUGUUCCGGCACUGACUUACGGUCUACCAGCUACCUCCGAACAUUCAUCGGCAUCCUCAUCAGCUUCCAGCAGCGCAUCGGAAUCAUCCGAUGCAGCGAAAUAUGUCGCCGUAAAUCUGGGCGCACGUCAUGAGGCUCCCUUACCAGGUUACGAUCAUUCAGUUGUACUGGAAAAUCUAGAACCUGCUCCAGGAACUGAGGGAUUAACGAUGUUAGUGCCACCGGUUGUUUCGAACGAGCUUAACAACUGGAACGCUGAACCAGUAGUGCUCACAGGACAGGAUCUGCUAUCGUCAGAUUAUUUGCGAAUGGCCAGCGUACCGACAGGGGAGGGUUCUAGCGAUGGUGAGGCACGAUACAUCGCCAUCAACAACGGUGUACGCCAUGAAGCACCUUUGCCCGGAUACGAUCGCUCGAUCGUGAUCGAAAAUCUGGACACUGUUUAGGAUCAAAUCAAAUAUCGCACCAUACUCAUCUCCAAAGCUAACGAAUAUCGCUCCAAACUGGCAAAUACCGCUUGUACAUCAGAUGUUAACGUGUAAUAAAGCAAAAAAGCGAUUGUCUUCGAACUCGAACAA
Molecule: messenger RNA, 3200 nt
Organism: Anopheles funestus (African malaria mosquito)
Lineage: Eukaryota; Metazoa; Arthropoda; Insecta; Diptera; Culicidae
Product: BCL-6 corepressor-like protein 1
Exons: 2
Coding region: 2151-3068 (305 amino acids)
Source: RefSeq, a predicted model, not a curated record